Molecule: messenger RNA, 1720 nt
Organism: Ipomoea nil (Japanese morning glory)
Lineage: Eukaryota; Viridiplantae; Streptophyta; Magnoliopsida; Solanales; Convolvulaceae
Exons: 8
Coding region: 267-1673 (468 amino acids)
Source: RefSeq, a predicted model, not a curated record
GUGCCUGGGAAGAAGUUGCAAGUCUGAGCUGGGAGUCAAUGCUUACAAACUCUCUACUGUGCAACUUUCAUCAAUGAAAAGGCCCCAACUAAUUUGCUUCUUUUAAUGCAGGGGAAAAAAAAAAAAAGCACCGUUUGCAAAAGGAAAAGGCAGGGCAAAGGUGGUAUCGCUUUCCAAAGACAGAACCAUCUGCACAAAGUUUCUAUGACCAUUUAGGAUGUUUUUUUAGAGACAGAUGUUCAGUCCUCUUCCACCCUUAGCAGGAAAUGGAGAAACUGAGAAGUUCUGUUGGGGCUAAUGGAACACAACUACCUGACAGCUGCCAAGUUGUGUAUUCUUUGAACAAGCCUGCUGAAGAUUUGAUCAGAGAAAUAGCUGUUUUGGAGCUGGAAGUUGAGUAUUUGGAGAAUUAUCUACUUGCCAUGUAUCGCCAAAGGUUUUCAGAAUGGUUGGCAAGCAUUGGACAUGGAGAUUCAGGCAGACAUGAUUGGAUAAUGUUCAACAAGAAAGACAGCAGAGAAAUGCAAAAGAAACAUUCAGCUGCAGAGCUAGAUGAUCCUAGUAUUCUCAGAUGCCAAUCAUCUUUAUCUCACACUGCUUCUUCCUUCAGAAUCUCUCCUCCCAUUGCUGAAGCUCUAGAUUCUUGCCAUUCUUUGCCUGACUCACUUCAACACUGUGCUCAAGAAUCCACUGCAAACAAUGUUGAUGAACUCUGCUCAUUUGUUUCUCGCCGUCGAGUUCAUGAAUCACCAAACUGGCUCUCAGAAGAGAUGAUCAAAUGCAUUUCAGCCAUUUACUGCAAGCUUGCUAGCCCUUCAUCAGAGCUCGGGUUGCAGACCGGAGAACAUUCAUCCUUCCAUUCAUGGUCUCAUAAUUCUUUUCACUUGGAAGAGCCUUCUGUCACUGCAGUUGAGCUGCGAGGGCUCUGUCGCCGUGGACAAAGCUUGAACCGUGUACACCACGUGCUGCAACGUUUCAGAUCUUUAGUCUCACGGAUGGAGCAAAUUGAUCCAAGGAAAAUGAAACACGAGGAGAAGCUAGCGUUCUGGAUCAACGUCCACAAUGCAUUAGUUAUGCACGCCUUCUUGGUUUUUGGGAUCCCACGAAGUAAUCUCAAAAGGGCCUCCCUGCUCCUUAAGGCUGCUUACAACAUCGGAGGAAAAGCUGUGAGUGUAGAAAUGAUACAGAGCUGUAUUCUAAGGUGUCAAUUGGCACGGCCUGGACAAUGGCUGCAGUUGUUGUUCUUCCCCAAGCAGAAGUUCAAGCCCAGAGAUCCACGGAGGGCGUACGCGAUACAACACGAAGAGCCUCGUCUUCGCUUUGCCCUUUGCUCGGGAUGCCAUUCUGAUCCCGUGGUUCGAUUAUACACUCCAAAGAGAGUGUUCCAGGAUCUUGAAGUGGCGAAAGAAGAGUACCUGCAGAUGAACAUUAGAGUGCACAAGGAACAGAAGCUGAUUAUGCCUAGGAACAUCGAAUGUUUCGUUAAGGAAGUUGGUCUGUGCUCGUCUGGGUUGCCGGAAAUGAUAGAUCAGUCUCUGCCGGAGAAAUUCAGGAAGAAAUUCCGGCAGACGGACGCCGGAAAGUUGUGGAAGAAGAUUGAGUGGGUUCCUCACAGCUUCAGUUUCCGUUACCUGAUUUCAAAUGAAUUAGCGGAGGGAGUCCUGUCUGUGUAGUCCUUAUUUUCACAAACACGGUCUUAAAUCCCAAGCUGUUUCUCCAA